Molecule: messenger RNA, 1671 nt
Organism: Fusarium tjaetaba
Lineage: Eukaryota; Fungi; Ascomycota; Sordariomycetes; Hypocreales; Nectriaceae
Product: cutinase transcription factor 1 beta
Exons: 7
Coding region: 1-1671 (556 amino acids)
Biological process (GO): DNA-templated transcription; regulation of DNA-templated transcription
Molecular function (GO): DNA binding; zinc ion binding; DNA-binding transcription factor activity, RNA polymerase II-specific
Source: RefSeq, a predicted model, not a curated record
AUGUCUCUACCGUCUCGGGCUUCGUCCACGCCCAAGAUUAGCAAGGCCUGCGUGCCGUGUAGAACGCGCAAGAUCAAGUGCAAUGCUGCUGUCGUUGGGCUUCCCUGCGGCAGCUGUGAUACAGUCAAUGACACCUCGGCGGCUCAGACAGAUGCAAGUGAUCAUCAGUCAAAUGAUGAACCAGAUGAUAGCUUCAACAGUCAAAUACAUCACUGGAACCCACCACCUCAGCUUGACGAUAUUGAUAACGAUUAUCUUGCCAAGAAAAAAGUAUUCGAGCUUCCCCCUCCCCGAUUCAUGGACGAUGUAGUCAAAGCAUACUUCGACUAUGUACACCCUUUCGCACCCAUCCUUAACAGAACAGAUUUCAUCCAGAGUUAUCGCUCAGGUAGCUGCUGUCUCUUCUUGCUUCAUGCUGUAGCUGCAGCUGCAAGUCUCUAUGUCACCCAUGACGUCCUGAUUGGCUGUGGCUAUCCAGAUCGCUCAACCGCACAGACAUCUUUCUUCUCAAAGGCCAAGCUCUUCCAUGACUUUCACUGCCAGGGCGAUCCACUCUCCAUGUUGCAAGGAUCCAUGAUUCUGGGUGCCAUCAUCCUGGAUCAUCCGUCUGACAGGGACUUUCAGUACUGGUUUCACAACUCUGUCCGUCGUGCUUCAAAGAUGGGCGUACAAAAUGCUUGCCUUCGUGAAGAUGGAUCCCAAAAGCUGUACCGACGGAUUUGGUGGGUUCUCCAUAACAGGGACAUCUUCCAUUUCUUCAUCAACACGCAGAACAUGCGACUACUGGCAAAUGCACCGCCAAUCAGACCCCUCACGGAAGCUGAUUGGGAGACUGAAGACAUUGAGCAAUGGUCUGGCAUCCUAUCGCCAAUAUCUCAGGCCCAAAAGGUAUCUCUCAUAGCUCAAUGCGAGUUAGCACAAAUCUUCGGGAAUGUCAUGUCUGUCGUGACGAGUUCAAACCCAUCUGCAGAAGAAAUUCACAAGCGAAUACUGCCUCUCGAUGCCUGGCGAACCUCACUUCCCGAAAGGAUGCACCUCAUGGCUUCCUUUGCAGAUAGUGAGAUCUAUCAUCUCGAAGCUCUGACUACUAGUUACCGUUUUGAGUGCAUCAUGUGUCGUUUGCUUCGUCGCGGACGAUGGCAAAUGAGUGAUGGUGGGUUGCGUGAGUGGGCACAGCAACGCUUCAGAUCAGCAAUAUUUGAGCUUGAUACCAUCGUCAAACGCGUCAUGAUCAACAACACGAUUCAAAAGUUACCGACUACUUUUAUCACCACCAUCACAGCUCUUUUGGCUCUUCACAUAGAGUCUGCUCUUGACGCUGCAGAGUCAAGCCUCAUCCGCUCAAUGGCUCGGAUAUCGGUUCAGCACACGAUGCUUGCACUUGACCAGAUCCGAGAUACACCUGCCAUCAAGAGGGCAUUACCUGCAUUUGAGAUUGUGCUCUCUAAGAACAAGCUCUACCCAAUGUCGACGAGCGAUACUGAGCAAAUUAAUACGAUCCAGACCAUCCCCCAUCACCAGACUCUAAGUGAUGGGCCUAUUUUGGAACCGCCUCAAGCAGAUAUGACUUUACCCCAGGAUGAUCAGUCAUUCUUGUAUGGGGACUUUAUCGGGUUUGACUUUUUAGACCGUUGGCAAAUGGAGCAAUUAGAUUUUACAGGCAUUUACUAG